UGUACACAUAAGUGUGCGACCUCUACGAAGACUGCUAGCAAGGCUUCAGCUUUUUCGGCGGCGUAAUCUAAGUGAGCCCAGCGCUGUGGUUAACUACAUAGCUGAGCAGCUAAGAGGCCCUGGGCGUCUCCAUGGAUACCGGAUGAUGACUGAGAGGUGCAGAUCAGCAGGACUGCGGGUCACAAGAAACCUGGUGUAUGAAGUGCAAUCUGUUUUAGACCCAGAAGGUAUAGUGCGGAGAAGAGGUAGGAGACUCAGAAGAAGGCAUUACAGUGUACCAGGACCAAAUUACCUUUGGCACAUGGACUCGUACGAUAAACUCACACCAUUUGGUAUUGGUGUGAAUGGAUGCAUUGAUGGCUUCUCGCGAUAUAUUGUCUGGAUGCACGCAAAUUUCACUAACAGCAAACCGGAAGUUAUUGCAGCUUAUUACAUUGGUGCUGUUAGUGAACAUGGGGGUUGUCCAAAAAUAAUCAGAUCUGAUCUUGGUACAGAGAAUGUACACGUCAACAGAUUGCAGAACUUUUUGCGUGAAGAUGACAAUGGCACAACUCAUGGACCAUGUGUGCUUCAAGGAAGAAGUACUGCAAAUCAAAGAAUUGAAAGCUGGUGGGGACAGUAUCGGAGACAGAAUGCAGACUACUGGAGAGAUUUGUUCCAGGAGUUCCAGUCAGUUGGCGACUUCAAUGGCGAUAUAGUCGACAAAGGUCUUAUCCAGUUCUGCUUUCUUGAUGUCAUACAGAAGGAGCUAGACACUGUGGUGAGAAUGUGGAACAGACAUCGGAUCCGGCCUGGAGGCAAUGGACGUGAUUUGUAUCAUGGAAAACCGUUCCUCAUGUUUCAUAUGCCACAACUUUACCAAGCACAGGACCACCUCCAGCCAGUGGACUAUGACAGACUUAACGUCAUGCUAGAAGAGGAUGUUUGCCUUUGGAAAACUGACAUUGUCUGUGAUCCAGACCUUCAUGAGCUCUGUGUCUUGAUCAUGGAAGAACAUAACCUUGAGGCUGGCCAUAAUGCUGCUGAGGCAACCAGACUCUACAGACAGCUGAGGCCCUUGAUAAGAGCACUUUAGUCUGAGUCAGCGGAAUCUUUGCCUGGCUAUAUAACUGUCUCACAGCAGUCUUAGCUUGCAACACAAUCUUCAGUAAUUACUCACUCACUCACUCACUCACUCACUCACUCACUCACUCACUCACUCACUCACUCACUCACUCACUCACUCACUCACUCACUCACUCACUCACUCACUCACCUCACCCAUCAUACCAUAGGACCAUACAUCUGUGUGUAUUAAGUUUAUCCAAAAAGGUCAAACCACCACAAGGUCAUGUUUUGUACCUUGCAUUCAAUAAAAAUAUGAACACUGUGAA
This is a messenger RNA of Notolabrus celidotus (New Zealand spotty), 1373 nucleotides long. RefSeq lists its product as uncharacterized. The coding region runs from base 143 to 1075 and encodes 310 amino acids. The record is from RefSeq and is a predicted model, not a curated record. NCBI's taxonomy places the organism in Eukaryota, Metazoa, Chordata, Actinopteri, Labriformes, Labridae. Gene Ontology annotation, biological process: DNA integration. The transcript has 2 exons. Gene Ontology annotation, molecular function: nucleic acid binding.